AUGGUGGUGCUGGUGGCUGGCGCUGCUGCCAAAGAAGCGGCAUUCACUUUGGCACCACUGCCCUACGCCUACGAUGCCCUCGAACCCCACAUCGACACCCUCACCAUGCAGCUGCACCAUGACAAGCACCACCAGGCCUACACGGACAAGUUCAACGAGGCCCUCGACCGGCUCGAGGCCGAGGCGGUUCUCGUGGUGGGUCCCAACACGACGGCUGAGUCCAUCCUCCGUUCCUUCCGCUCCCUCGCCUUCCCCUCCGACCACCUCGCCACCGCGGUGCGCAAUCACGGGGGAGGCUAUGUGAACCACAACAUGUUUUGGCAUGUGAUGACCCCGGGCGGGUCCAACUCACCGCAAGGCGACCUGGCCUUUGCCAUCAGCCACCAGUUUGGCUCGCUCGAGGAGUUCAAGAAGCAGUUCAGCGCGGCUGCGGCCUCGGUGUUUGGGAGCGGUUGGGCGUGGCUCGUGGUCGAGCCCGCCAGCGGCGACCUCAAGAUCGUGGCGACUCCCAACCAGGACUCGCCGCUGAUGGCGGGACAGCAGCCGGUGCUGUGCCUGGACGUGUGGGAGCACGCCUACUACCUGCUGCGCCACAACCGCCGGCCCGAUUACAUCCAGGCCUGGUGGAACGUGGUCAACUGGGGCGCACAGGACGUGGUGCAGCAGUACUACGAGGACGCCAGGAGCCAGACCGCAGCGGAUCCGUCGCAAGUCGCCACCGAGGCUGUUGUUCUCUUGUAG
This is a messenger RNA of Acanthamoeba castellanii str. Neff, 741 nucleotides long. RefSeq names its product superoxide dismutase (Mn), putative. Gene Ontology annotation, molecular function: superoxide dismutase activity; metal ion binding. Bases 1 to 741 code for a protein of 246 amino acids. The transcript has 6 exons. The record is from RefSeq and is a predicted model, not a curated record. Lineage: Eukaryota; Discosea; Longamoebia; Acanthamoebidae. Gene Ontology annotation, biological process: superoxide metabolic process.